CAGCGUGCUGUGCGGGCCGGGCGCCUUUAACGGAGGCUCCGUUAGCCCAGGGCGCUCCAGGGGCAGCGUGCUGCCGCUCGCAGGGCUGCUCUCUGCUAACGCUCACGCGUCGGCCCGGCGGAGACCCUGGCAAUGUUGACGGGAGGUCAGAAGAGUGUGAGGUCAGAAUUCACCUUCCAGCACGUGCCCUGAGAGCAUUAGCUGUUUAUUUAUGUUCAGUAGACGCGGCACGACGCCGAUAUUCAGGUCUGCAAGAGGGUAACGCCAGAUUUGUGAACCAGCAGCACGCGUGGGUAAUUGCUCCUUAAACACCCGGGGCCAAGGGGAGUCUCCGGAGAUACAUCUCCCAUGCAAAACCCAUUGCCACAAAUUAUCUGAGUCCGUCAGAGCUUCCUUUCACGGAAGCGCUGUACAGUGAACCUCUGCUAUUAAGUUUGCUCGAGAUCAGAAACGCACGUACAAACGCGGCGCCAUUUUCCACGCCCUCCUGAGCAGUGCCAUGCGGUCACCGCGCCUCUCCUUUCCCCUUCGGCAGCCGCUGAGCGGCAGAGGGCCGCCACCGCCAUUCCGGGAGCUCCGAGCACAAGACAGGAACGGAGAGAGGGCAGACGGAGCGUGCCGGUUACGCACGGAGUGAACGUGGCAAAAGAGAUCACGGCGUAACAGGGCAACUCUUCGUUCGGGUGCACCGACACCAACCCACGCCGCCCACAUCCCCGCGAGGCACGGCGCUUCCCUGAAGCCCCGCCGGAAGCAGCCGCGCCGGGCGGGGCGGGGUUGUGUGUCGGCCAUGGCGGCGUGCGGCACGGUGGGGAGGCUCUCGGCGCUCUCGGUGUACCGCCGGGCGGCGGGGCCCGGGCGGCUGGAGCGGCGCCGCCGUGGGACGCCGCUGCCCGCGGGUGGUAAGCGGGCCAAAGCGCGAUCGAGGCGCGGCGCGGCGGGAGGAGGCGGCCCGGAGCGGGCUGCGCCGCCGCGGGGCGCCGCUGUCCCCAACCGCGUGGAGCGGGCCGGGAGCCCCGAAGCCAAGCGGCAGGGAGACCUUAAAACGAGCUCGGGCGGCCCGCCCGCCGAGGCUCCGGCCGGAAGCCUCGGAACCAAGUCACCCGGAGGGCCUUUGACAACUCCGGGCGGCUCGCGGGACGAGGCUCCGGACGGAAGCCCCGAAGCAAAGCCACCCGGAGACCCCGCAGCCAGCCCAGGCGGCGGCGUGCUGGGGCUGCUGCGGCGGCUGGGGCGGCUGGAGGACAGCCGGCGGCGGGCGGCAGAGCUGUUCCGGUGGCUGGUGGCGCCGGUAGCACCGGAGGAGUUCGCGGGGCGGCACUGGGAGCGGGCACCGCUGCUGGUGCAGCGGGGCGACCCAAGCUACUACGCGGGGCUGUUCUCCACGGCUGACUUCGAUGCCAUUUUGCGCAGCGGCGAUGUGCGCUUCGGGACCCACCUGGACGUGACCAGCUACGCUGAGGGGGUGCGGGAGACGCACAACCCCGUGGGCCGGGCACUGCCUGCUGUUGUGUGGGACUUCUACCAGAAUGGGUGCUCCCUGCGGCUCCUCAGCCCCCAGGCCUUCUCCACCACCGUCUGGCACUUUCUCUCCAUCCUGCAGGAGCACUUCGGGAGCAUGGCCGGGGCCAACACCUACCUCACACCGCCAGGCACACAGGGCUUUGCCCCUCACUACGAUGACAUCGAGGCCUUCGUGCUGCAGCUGGAGGGCAAGAAGCACUGGCGCGUUUACAGCCCCCGGACGAGCUCUGAGGCACUGCCCCAGUUCUCCAGCGCAAACCUCACGCAGGCAGAGCUCGGUGAGCCCCUGCUGGAAGUGGUGCUGGAGGCUGGAGACCUGCUAUACUUCCCCCGGGGCUAUAUUCACCAGGCCGACUGUCUGCCAGACGCACACUCGCUCCACAUCACAGUGUCCUCCUACCAGAGGAACUCCUGGGGUGACUUCUUGGAGAAGCUCCUCCCAGCUGCCCUGCAGAUGGCCCUGGAAGAGGACCUUGAGUACCGGCAGGGGCUUCCCGUGGACUGCCUGGGGUACAUGGGCGUUGCCAACUCAGAUGCAGUCGACGCUCGCCGAACGGCAUUUGUGGAGAAGGUGCAGCACCUGAUAAAGAAACUUGUUGACUACGCACCCAUUGACGCUGCCAUGGAUCAGAGAGCUAAGUCAUUUCUUCAUGACUGUCUCCCCCCAGUGCUUACACAAAGGGAGAAACAGCUGAGCGUGUAUGGCUUUCCGGCCCAGUGGCAAGAUGGAGGGCCCCGCAACGUCGAUGUACUAAUAACAAAAGACACAGAAGUACGUCUUCUCCAUCAUGGCAUUGUUAGACUGUGCAAUGAAGAAGCAGGCGUGAUGCUGUAUUAUACAACAGAAAACUCAAGAGUGUAUCAUAAGGAAGAACCCAAGUACCUUGAGAUAGAUCCUGAGUAUACAGACAGUAUUGAAUUUCUCCUGUCCUCCUAUCCAAACCAUGUCAGUGUGGAUACCCUCCCAUGUGAUACCUUGGAGGACAAGAUUUCUCUAGCCACGCUCCUGUUUGAGAAGGGCAUUCUGACUACUAAGAAGCCACUGGUGCAAGUGUAACUCUUAUUUUUGAACAAAAUAAAAAUACAUUUGUUUAAAAAA
This is a messenger RNA of Numida meleagris (helmeted guineafowl), 2623 nucleotides long. RefSeq names its product ribosomal oxygenase 1 (gene RIOX1). The record is from RefSeq and is a predicted model, not a curated record. Gene Ontology annotation, molecular function: histone H3K36 demethylase activity; histone H3K4 demethylase activity. The coding region runs from base 791 to 2581 and encodes 596 amino acids. Lineage: Eukaryota; Metazoa; Chordata; Aves; Galliformes; Numididae. Gene Ontology annotation, cellular component: nucleolus. The transcript has a single exon.